GGGAGACCCAGGAAAGGCCUAGGGAUUGCGGGUACGUGUUCUCACUUUUGCCGUCUGGCUGUAGACGUCUCGGGAAAACUGAGCGGGGAAGAAGGGCAAGCCAUUCUCAGCGGUAGGGGAGCCAGGCCCGCCCGGCCGAGCCUGCUUACUGCCGUCCUACUGCUCACCUCUUCCAGCUGACGGGCGCCUCAGCUAUUGAUCGAUACUUGACCGAAAGGGAUCCAUCCCACUGAUAAAACCAGAUGCCUUCUCCCACUUCAGCAGACGAAGAGGAUGGCCUGGAGACCUGUGUUUUAAAGACUUUUGAUCUGGAUUUAAAAGAAUCAAAUAUUGUUACUCCAAGCAAUAGUCUCAAAGCAGAGUUAGAUGGCAGUACAAAGAAGAAAUACUCGUUUGCAAAGAAAAAGGCCUUUGCCCUUUUUGUCAAAACCAAACAAGUUCCAGCGCCUUCUUAUGAAGUUAAGGAAAGACGGUGGCGAUGUUGUCAGCAGCUGUUUGCAGAGCAGACCAGCAUCCACAGACAUGUGGCCACACAGCACGCUGAAGACGUGUACCAGCGGACUGCUUCCAUUCUAAAGCAGCUCACUGCAGCACUGAGGACCUCACAGAGUCUUACGCCCACAGACCAGAGGAGCUCCCCAAAAGACUGUCUCCCUCCUAGUCAGGAUGUGUCUGCUUGGCUCCCUGAUGUGAGCCACGUUAGCCCGCAAGAGCUGAGGAGUGGCCAGGGCGAUGAGGAAGGAGAGGUGCUCCUGUAUUACUGCUACUGUGACUUGGAGGACCCCGACUGGGUCUGUGCCUGGCAGGCAGCUCUGUGCCGUCACCUGCACCUUACAGGCAAGAUUCGGAUCGCGACGGAAGGAAUCAAUGGAACGGUUGGAGGAAGCAAAGUGGCCACCCGCCUCUACAUGGAAGCCAUGCUUUCUUGCCCACUAUUUAAGGAUUACCUGAGCGAGGAUGAUUUUAAGAGCAGCAAAGGAGGGUCUCACUGCUUCCCGGAAUUGCGAGUCGGUGUGUUUGAAGAGAUCGUGCCUAUGGGGAUCAGCCCCAGUGAGGUCUCCUACAAGAACCCCGGAAUCCAUUUAUCCCCUGGAGAAUUUCAUAAAGAAAUAGAAAAGCUCUUGUCACAAGCAAAUCAGGAGCAAGGUGAUACUCUCCUACUGGACUGCAGGAACUUCUAUGAAAGCAAAAUAGGACGAUUCCAGGGCUGCUUAGCACCAGACAUCAGGAAGUUCAGUUACUUCCCUAGCUACGUUGACAAAAACCUUGACAUUUUCAGGCAGAAGAGGGUGCUGAUGUACUGCACUGGGGGCAUUCGCUGCGAACGGGGUUCUGCAUACCUCAGAGCCAAGGGAGUGUGUAAGGAAGUGUUUCAGCUCAAGGGUGGCAUCCACAAGUAUCUAGAAGAGUUUCCUGAUGGAUUUUUCAAAGGGAAGCUGUUUGUUUUUGAUGAGCGGUUUGCCCUGGCCUACAACAGUGCUGUGGUCUCAGAAUGUUCAUACUGUGGAGCCCCGUGGGACCAAUAUAAACUCUGUUCUACUCCUCAAUGCCGCCAGCUUGUGUUGACCUGUUCUGCCUGUCAAGGACAAGGAUUCACAGCCUGUUGUGUCAUGUGUCAAGACAAAGGGGGCAAGCAGGCUUCAGACCCCACCCAGGACAGUUUUAAAGAAGAGUGUGAGUGCACAGCCCGGAGGCCACGCAUUCCGCAGGAGCAGCGUGCGUGACCCCCUGAGCCUGCGGCUGCUGAGGCUGAGCUGCUCGUUCAGCAGUCACUGGCUUCACGACGUAGUUACAUAGCCAUGUGCAGAUGGUGAAGGUUGUAGAAACAAAUGGAGAGUGUCCAUGCUGGUCACUACCACCCUAGCAGAUAGAUGGCCACAGCAAAGGAUGAGGGAGUCCAGCGUAGGCUACCUAAUUUACCUGCUUUGAUUGAGAAGAUGCUAGAGCCUGGGAAAAGGUAAACCAUGUGGGAUCCCAGUGUUGAUGAGAGAUUGUCAUGAGCUUGGUGGCUCCUCUGCCAUGCAGCAGGGAGGCCCUGGCGCCACUCUAGUCCCCUGUACUGUCCAUAGCCUUACAGUUUGGUGUCAGCAAACCUUCACCCUGGCAGCAAAAGUAUAAAAGUUGGGCCCUGGAUAUGGACUCUUAAACCAGACCAGCUUCUAUGUCCCCCUGCCUCAUUCUCUUCCCUAACUGCCCGAAGGCUCUGUGGCUUUGACCACCGUGUGCCUUGGAGCAUCUACUGAAUCUGCCAACCCAUCCCUUUAUAUGUGAUCAUGGCACUACUGAGUAGUUGGCCAGAGACCACGUGGCCUUCAGAAUCUAAAGCAAUUACACUUUGUUCCUUCACGGAGGUCUUUGGAAAGAGGUGGCCCAUGCUUCUAUUGAUUAGGUUUCUUUAAAGAUGGUCCUCUAACAGCUCUGCAUUCCCCAGCAGCCCCUCUCUCUGCUUGUAAGCAUCCUCAGGGAUCCAGAUGAGCAGCAGGCUUAGGUCGCAUGUGGCACACAGGACAUUCAUUAGUGAGCUCAUACAGCACGGUAGCGACCUAGCCUCCUGGCCUUUGGGCACAUGUUCCUGUCCCACAAUUCUUAAGAAGCACACGGGCCACACAUACACCAAAUGGCUUUAAUAUUAUUUUGCAGUUUCCAGUGAUGCAGAAUGCAGCUGCAGUUGUGUUUCAAGGAGAAGCUGAGUGGAGCUGGCUGUCCCUGCAGCUUGGUGCCACUCCUGGGCCUGUGUGCAGCCUCAGUGGCCACUCACAGUGCUGAGGCCCCGAUGCCACUCUAGUUACCCUGUGCUGUCCAUGGCCUUACAGUCCGGUGUGCAGGUCUCAGGUCAGAAGCCCCUGGCUGUGCUCUGCAGCUUUUGAGCCAUCACUGUCAUAUCGGCUGAAUCCCUAAGGAAAACACUCCCCAAAGCAACAAAAGUACUAGUUUAACUGGCACUGUGGUCUAUUAAAAGGCACAAGAACAGUGUAUUUUAACAUUUUUACUGGCUCCCAUGGUGUUAAAGGGAUCCAGUAGGAAUGCCAAGAUUAGGUUUCAGAGUAAUUCCUUGUGUUGUAUGUCCAGGAUCUCCUAAUUCCUUACCAUUGGGAUGUUGUACUCUGCUGUCCUUCAGAGGCUUCCUGUGUGAUUUGAUUUGUCUCCUAAGUGACCAGGCAGGCACUUGGUGUCUGUAAGCAGGGCCAUGCUAAAUACCACAGGCAUGGUGGACUGGAAAUUCACCCAAUGGUGUUGAUCUCACAUAAGCCGUUGGCUCACUGCGGUAUUGGAAGAUGUUUUUAUGUGGUUGUAAGUUUUCAUCCAUCAUGAAGUUGGCAUUCAAUAAAGAAGAAAUGAUUUCUGACUACA
Rattus rattus (black rat) is the source of this 3351-nucleotide messenger RNA. RefSeq names its product thiosulfate sulfurtransferase like domain containing 2 (gene Tstd2). The record is from RefSeq and is a predicted model, not a curated record. The coding region runs from base 243 to 1724 and encodes 493 amino acids. NCBI's taxonomy places the organism in Eukaryota, Metazoa, Chordata, Mammalia, Rodentia, Muridae. The transcript has 10 exons.